Leptonychotes weddellii (Weddell seal) is the source of this 8955-nucleotide messenger RNA. Lineage: Eukaryota; Metazoa; Chordata; Mammalia; Carnivora; Phocidae. The record is from RefSeq and is a predicted model, not a curated record.
GUUGAUUAGAGCAUAACCAGAGUGACACGCUGAAUUCUCCAUAAUCAAGGAAACCUUUUCCGGGUGGGGAUCUCUGAUCACUCAGUGAGCAACCCUAAUUAACCUGAUUUUUUGCUGAUAAUCACUCUCAAUGGAAUCAAAUCACAAAUCCGGGGAUGGAUUGAGCGGCACCCAGAAGGAAGCAGCUCUCCGAGCACUGGUCCAGCGCACAGGAUAUAGCUUGGUCCAGGAAAAUGGACAAAGAAAAUACGGCGGCCCUCCACCGGGCUGGGAUGCUGCACCCCCAGAAAGAGGCUGUGAAAUUUUUAUUGGAAAACUUCCCCGAGACCUUUUUGAGGAUGAACUUAUACCAUUAUGUGAAAAAAUUGGUAAAAUUUAUGAAAUGAGAAUGAUGAUGGAUUUUAAUGGCAACAAUAGAGGGUAUGCAUUUGUAACUUUCUCAAAUAAACAGGAAGCCAAGGAUGCAAUCAAGCAACUUAACAACUAUGAAAUUAGAAAUGGGCGUCUCUUAGGGGUGUGCGCCAGUGUGGACAACUGCCGACUGUUUGUGGGGGGAAUCCCGAAGACCAAGAAGAGAGAAGAAAUCCUAGCAGAGAUGAAAAAGGUCACCGAAGGAGUUGUCGACGUCAUCGUCUACCCAAGCGCUGCAGAUAAAACCAGAAACCGGGGCUUCGCCUUCGUGGAGUACGAGAGUCAUCGGACGGCUGCCAUGGCCCGAAGGAAGUUGCUGCCAGGAAGGAUUCAGUUAUGGGGACAUCCUAUCGCAGUAGACUGGGCAGAGCCCGAAGUGGAGGUGGACGAGGACACGAUGUCUUCGGUGAAAAUCCUGUACGUGAGAAACCUGAUGCUGUCUACCUCGGAAGAGAUGAUUGAGAAAGAAUUCAACAAUAUUAAACCAGGUGCUGUGGAGAGGGUAAAGAAGAUUCGAGACUAUGCUUUUGUGCACUUCAGUAAUCGAGAAGAUGCAGUGGAGGCUAUGAAAGCUUUAAAUGGGAAGGUGCUGGAUGGUUCCCCCAUUGAAGUGACCCUAGCCAAACCAGUGGACAAAGACAGUUAUGUUAGGUACACCCGAGGCACGGGUGGAAGGGGCACCAUGCUGCAAGGAGAGUACACCUACUCUUUGGGCCAUGUUUAUGAUCCCACCACAACCUACCUUGGAGCUCCUGUCUUCUAUGCUCCUCAAGCCUAUACAGCAAUCCCCAGCCUUCAUUUCCCAGCCACCAAAGGACAUCUUGGCAACAGGGCCAUUAUCCGAGCCCCUUCUGUUAGAGAAAUUUACAUGAAUGUACCUGUAGGGGCCGCGGGAGUGAGAGGACUGGCCGGCCGUGGCUAUUUGGCCUAUACAGGCCUGGGUCGUGGAUACCAGGUCAAGGGAGACAAGAGAGAAGACAAACUCUAUGACCUUUUACCUGGGAUGGAGCUCACCCCAAUGAAUCCUGUCACUUUAAAACCCCAAGGAAUUAAACUUGCUCCCCAGAUACUAGAAGAAAUUUGUCAGAAAAACAACUGGGGACAACCAGUGUAUCAGCUGCACUCAGCCAUUGGACAAGAUCAAAGACAACUAUUCUUAUACAAAAUAACCAUUCCUGCCCUGGCCAGCCAGAAUCCUGCAAUCCACCCCUUCACGCCUCCGAAGCUAAGUGCCUACGUGGAUGAAGCAAAGACCUACGCGGCCGAGUACACCCUGCAGACGCUGGGCAUUCCCACCGACGGGGCCGAUGCUCCCACCACGGCAACUGCCGCCACUGCCUUCCCAGGAUAUGCCGUCCCCAGUGCAACGGCACCCAUGUCCACAGCCCAGCUCAAACAAGCGGUGACCCUCGGACAGGAUUUAGCAGCAUAUACAACGUAUGAGGUCUACCCCACUUUUGCAGUGACUGCCCGAGGGGAUGGAUAUGGAGCCUUCUGAAGAUAUCUUUCUUUUAAGUUAAGACACAUGAAACUCUCUCUAGAAGAGAUAAACCUCUCAUUCAGUUUCCUUACGAUCACAAGUCCUACUUUUCCUAAAGAGAUGCCUUUCUUGAGACUGCACAGCUUAUAUUAAUGGUAGAAUCAGGAUACGAGGAUGAAUUCCCAGUGAAAUCAAAUGUCAAGAAGCCUUUUGUCUGCCAGAAAACUUAAGAGCCAUUGCCCCCAAAAGCUGGUUCUCCCAGGUUCCUGAGUGACUUGGGCAUGCAUUACGCACCCUGAUGAUGUGGAGAGAGAUCUCUUAACCAGCAAGUGUUCAGGGGCUGAGCAGCCCUGGCCAAUUAGGGGCAACAAAGGGAGGCAAGUAAACUCCAGUCUUAACCGCAGCUCACAGCUGCCUUUGUGAUACACAACAUUGCAAACAGGCAGUGGGAGGGUGCGGGGAUGCUUUUAUAGAAAUGUUUUCCCUGUUGCCCACCACAUGGAGUAUGUUCUGAGGCCCGAGCCUGUGAAAGACAGCCCAAGGUUUGAUGGGGCCAACAUCGCUUCUGUCUGAAAAUUCUACCCAAUCAAUCUGUCCUAGGUCACCAUUUCCCUGCCCCCUAUAGCCCUCGGGGACCGCCUGGAAAUCAAUGGGUUGUGUUGCGGAUAAGGAUAAAAUGAAUCCAGGCCCACUGUUUAUUAAACUCAUCAGCCUGCACCUCUUCUUCCCUGGAGCCCCCAUCCUUCCCAAGGGUCCCCCAACACAAUAAUCACCCCAAUUUAAAAUGGCUUCUUCUCAUUUUAAACGUUUUGACUUGUCCACCUGGAUUUAUUUUCGUAUCAGUCUCAUUUUCCUCAUGUCAAAUACCAUAAAAAAGUACAUCCAAUCUAUAGAAUAUCACAUAGGAUGCUUUCUCCUAUUCAGCAAACGGGCUGAAAAGUCAUUUCAAACAGAGAAGUGAAGGUCUACUCUCGUUUCUUGGGUGUUUUUACAGCACCCAGACCACCAUCUGGCAUUCAGAGACAGUUCUAUUAAUGUGGGGUCUGCCUUGGACUGUCUAACCCACUUACAGUCAAGCUGCCAAGAAAUCUUCUACCUUGCCUUCCUUCUACUUUCAACAAAUAUCAGACGGUUUUACCGUAUCAAGCCCUUUGGUCUUGAAGUGGUCACAGAAAACCUUACACCCCCCAACUGCUGAUUAGAAGCGGAUUCUUAGACACCCAGCAAGGGUUGUUAGUGACCAAAGUUCCCUAGGGCUUUAGGCCUCUCUCCAGGAACAUCUCAUGAGGAUGUAGGAGCUACAAAACCUGGGAUGGAGGGAGCACAAGGCACUACUUUCUUGCCAUACUUCUAAAUGACAGCUUUUUGUUCAAAACAGAAAUAAUUGAGGUCUGAACUUCAAAUACCAAUCACCACUGCUUCUGUCUCAUUAGUGGUUUAAGACAUACAGCACCAGAAUUUCCAGCUAAAAAAAAUCUCUGGCACAAUUCUACAGGACUCAAAGGAAAACAUAAAUACAAAGACAGAAAAAUUUGUCAACUCUUGAUUGGAAUCCUGUGAUCCAACAUCAGCCCAGAUUCCAGUCAAAAUCAGCUAAAUUCCAGUAACAAUUAAAAGUCCUUAUAACCUUUCAGUUCUGUUAACUCCAAUCAGACAUCAAAGGCCUCAAGGCUACAGGUCACACUCUGAAAGUCUGGGUGCUUUUGGCUUUACUUGUUGUUCCUCAUAUGCCCUAGGCUAGUGGUUCCCAAACUUGCUGCACUUUAGGAAUACCUGAAGUGCUUUUCAGACCGCCAAUGCCAAGAUGGUGCCAGAUACCCAUUUACAUUAGAAUAUCAUGGGGAGAAGCCUGGCCUCAGCAUUUAAAGAUCUUAGGUGAUUUCAGUGUGCAGCUAACUUUGGGAAUGGCUAUAGUCUUUCUAUUUCAACCCUACCCCCUAAUGUUUUCCUUAUUUAUUUCACUUUCAUUAAGUAGAAAAAUGCAAGAAAAAAUUUGUCUAAGUUAAAACAGAUAGCCAAAUAAUAUUUUUAUAAAUAUUCAGCUCAUAAAAAGUAUGAAUUUAAAUAUAAUUCAUAUUGGCUUCAAACUAACUCUUGGACCAAACUAAUUUUAAAAAUGAGAAAGUGAAAAAUGCCUCCAUCAGCAAUUCUUAGGUCCAAAUCGACAUUCCCCUACAGACCUGUUUUUAUACUCAAAAAGAGUAAUGACAUUGGGGCAGGCAAGUUCCUACUUAGUCCAAAAAAGCAUUCCAAAUUCCAAGAGCAAAGUUUUCAUGUUCUUUAAAAUCUUUGAAAAUAGAAAACAGUGCUCUGGAUGUCUAGCCAAUGCCAAAUAGAAGGUCUGAUCCAGAAGAGUUUUAAAUGUAAUCAGAAUGAACAGUUAAUAUAGGAAUCUGUUAUGAGAAAAAUCUUUAUUCCAGAUUAAAUCAUUAUGAUUUUUUUUAAAGGCUAAGAACAGAAACCUAAAUAUACAAAAACAUCACAGUAUCAAGAAAAUUGCCCCUGGAGCACCAUCUCAUUACUUGCCUAAGGAAACACAAGCAUUUGUACAUUUACUUCCUAAGGACUGAUUUUAUUCAAGUGAGUAGAUGUGGUUUGACUUUUUACUGAAGUUUUACUUCACUCUAGUAAAAUCUAGAGAAUACUUUGAAUUCCAUUAGAACAUAUUCAUAGAAAGUAUCAAUGUGUCUACUGUGCCAUCUGUAUUUACUUUGCCCAAAUUAAGUACUGUAGGGCAACUACACAGCCCUAUAAACUCAUGAUACAGCUAUAAUGAGUUUGAAACUUUAAAAACUGGGAUUUUAAAAAAGUAUGUGUAGAACCAAAGGUUUAUUUUGCAUGAUGUUUGUAUUUUUAGACUUCGGAAAUUAGCACCUAUUUAAUACCUAUUAUAUCUUGUGCAUCAGUAUCUAUUUUUUUGUUAUUUCUUACUUCAUUGUUUCCUAGAAAAAAACUCUUUAUAUAAAGAGGAAAUUAAGAUGAGUCAACCAACCAAAAAUAAAAAAUAAAAUAAAAUGAGUCAACCAACCAAAAAUAAAAAAAAUAAAAUGAGCCAACCAACCAAGUGAUAACAGAAUACCCAAACAAAUAAUUUAGAAGCAUCUAGUAAGUAAGAACUGAGUUUCUAAAUUUUGGUAAUUAAUAGCUUAGUGAAAAUUAAAAUCAACCACUGUUACUUAGGAGGAAAUGGAGCAGCAGUGAGAUUGGACAUCUAUUUUCUUACUUGUAAAAAUGCUGCCUAUUCUCACCCCAUUACUGUAGCUAGAAGACCAUCUUUAACUGCAACAAGAUAACCAUUCUCCUACAUAGCUAGGUUUCUUCUCCUACUUCUGCCCAAUCCUGGUAUCAGGCCAAACCACACUGUGUUUGGAUAAAAACACCCAAAAUGCUGCUAGAAAGCUACCUCGUGUUAAGAAAAUACUGACUUCAAAACAUAUCUAACAAACCAUAGUUCCUUAACUUUUUAAUGGUGGAUGGAAAUCACAGUAACUAUGAGUUGAUAAUAGUUACUCAGGAAAUUAGUUUUAGUUUUACUUAAAAUUUAAAAAAACACACACACAUUCCUCAAAUCACAUAGAUUAGCUUUUCAUAAAUACUGUCUCAAUAUAAUUUUCAAUUGAUGCUCAUUUUCACUAUAUUUUUCAAUGACUGUUAUAGUUCUGCCUUGGACAACUGGGUCACAAUUUGAAUCCAUGGGGCACUGGGGGAUUCUCCAGGGUGCCUUUUCAAGAAUGUGGGUUAGUAAAAAAAGUUAGUAUUUUGAGUAGAUUGUCUUUACAAAGCUACAAAGUUGGAUAAAAUGUAUUACUGCUGCGACUCCGGGUCUAUCUAAGAUUUCCCAAAAGUAACUUACAAUUAAAAGUGAACAAAGUGUUCCAGGAUUCACAUGAGGCUAUGAUCACUUAUCCCCUCCUUGCAUUCAUACAGAAAAUCCCGGGAGAUGAAAUGUACCUACAACUUAACCUGGAGACUUGGUACUUUUUAUAUCUUGUGGAUACAUUUUUACCUAUUGUAGAUACAUCUGUCCAAGAUGAAACUAGUUUUCAAAUGUGACACCUUAAGUGAACUUUGUGAUAAAUACUUUUAAAAGAAAAUAUUAGUAGCAUAAUUUAGGAAUUUUAAUGUACUUAUUAGAAGACAGAGAAACUAGGCAACCAAUAUUCCUACCUGAUGUGUAAUAGUUACGUGUUUAAUUGACCUGAUCAUCAAAUUUGAUGCUGAGAUUUUACUUCAUUCUAGUGAUGUCUUGAAAAUGCUUCAAGCUUUUCAAGAACAUAGCCAAAGAAAAUGUAAUGUGUCCACCAGGAUAUAUAUAUUUAUAUUUGCCAACGUUAGAACAAAGUAAAGCAAGCCCUGCUAUAAUGAGUAAAACCAUUAGAAAAAUGAGAUUUUUUGACCCCCAUGCCCUAUCACUUUACUUAUGGAGUAAAACAUUUUUUAAAAAUUUCAGUCAAUAAAAACAUGGAUACAGAAUAUUCUAUUGUUCCCAAAAUGUCCAUUUUAAAAGCCAUCUUUUUCUUACAGUGUUUAUACAGAAAGUAAAAUGUGUGAGUUUAAUAGGGACAGCAGUGCAUACCUUGAACACAUAGGUUCAUUUAUGGGAGAAUGCCAACUUUUUGCAUCUCCAGGUCACCUCAGUUUUGUAGAAAAGUUAAAAUAAAACGUUAAACUUCAGCUAAUAGUGAAGAGAAAUUAGUAACCAAUAUAGAAGUGAAAAAUAAUUCACUUAUUUUUCUGGAAACAAGAAGCUUCCAUUCAUUCAAACGUGCCUGGAAUGAAAUCUAGAACACUUCCGCAUCUCCCUCCCUCACUUUUCUCCUACUGAAUAUGCCUUGUUUUCUCUUCACCUAUGUUCCUUUGUCUAAGGGGAGGGGAGAUGCCAAGAAACAGUGCUUUAAAGAGAGUAAGCUGCCAGCAGGAAAUUCUUGGAACCUGAAGAAUGUUAACCCCACCCAGUGUUUAGCAACGUCUCUGGGGUGACGGUAGGUCCUGGCUUGCUGGGACAGCCCUGGCUUAUGUCUGUGGUCCCACCGUAACCAUGUUAACAAUAGCUCUUCGUACUCACAACUGUGUCCCAAUUCAGACAACAUACAGUGUGACCCCAUCUUUAUGUCUCCUUUUCUUUUUUUAAAAUCUUGUAGAAUUUGCUUUAUCCUCUCCAGAGAAGGUACAUCUUAAACAAAAGGGCCCAACACCAUCUUUCUGACUGGGAUGGGAGCCUCGUGAACAGAGAGGAACUUGUCAUCUUCUCCUGCGUGGUUACCUUCAAGCCACUCUCCAUCCAGUGCCCCACACCCAACCCCUUUCUGGUCCCAUUGUCCUUCACAGCCCCUGGACAGCGUCCCGAGCGUGCAACCCCUGGACCAGACUGGACAGGGGACAGGAUGAAAGGGCAUUAGUAGGGUCUCAGAGGAUUUGCUGGUUCCUUUCUUUCUUAAACGAAGCCCCUCACAUGGCAAACCAGAAAGGACUUCCAAUGUAAACCUUCAUCUUACAGGACCCAUUGCCUUUUUCCCAUCCAUGUUUUACAGGUUUGCUUAAACACCUGCAUCUCACUUCGCUGUUAUGGUUGCUCAUGAACUAUUCUUUACCAAAAAUCCUCAUAUAAUCUCAUAUAAAGUUUAAAUAGUUCUUAAUGGAAAAUAAUAUUGACAGUUUCCUUUUUUAUAGAACUUCUUUUUUACUCUUUCAUUAAUUCUUAAUCUUAGUGAAGAAAAUAAAUUAUAAUCUCUACUGCUCUAAACCCACAAGCCUCUCCUUCAUAGAAUGUAUGAUCAAUCUGUAUUUACUAUGCACCUUCUCUUAUGCCAGAAACUAUGAACAUUUGUGUGUGUGUGUCUGUAUGUGAGUGUGUAAUUCCACAGUGGAGUUCACGAUCUAGUGAUCCAUUCUGCAUUUUUAUAAACUGAAUAUAAUUACACUUAAGUUCACCAGUACCAGUUGGUAGUUUGUUUCACUGAGUCGGAAUCCCCACAGUUAAACCAAUUCUGUUCUAAAUUUUAAGUUUCAACUAUUAUUGCCAAAUACUAGGCGGGCACAGUAAGCCUUUUUAAAGAUUCAUACAACUCUUCACCUAUAAUUAUUGCUAUUCAAGUAAGAUGAGUUUUCAAAUAUGUUCCCCAGAAGAAAUAUAAAAGACAGUGAGAAAAAUAAAAAAGAAGAAACAAUUUUCAUUAGAGGUCCAGAAGCUUUAAAAUAUGCUUUAAAAGGUGGAAUUGACAAGUUCACAUACAGAUUUAUGACAUUAAAGAGCAGGUAUGCUUUGUUACUCACUUGAAAACAUUUUGGUUAUUAACUAUUUGUUUUCUAAAUAUACCCAUGUUUAUAAAAUUCGAAAAUCUUUUUAACAAGCAUUAUCUAUACCUAUAUGUUUUGCAAUAAAUAACUUGCAAUGAGGUAUACAUGUUUUUUUCAAAUGUACAUUUUAUUUUGAAAUUUGGUACAUUCUACUGUAAUUCCUAAGAGAUUUAGGGGAUCUGAGGAGAAGAGCCACAGAUAAGUGUAUUUAAAAUCAAUCCAUCAUUGUCACUGGUUUAAAUGUUUCAUAUAAUUAUUGGUAUUUUUGUUUCUAUUCCUUCAUGAGUUCUUUUUUUUUUUUUCCUACUUUUCUGACUGCAACAGAGCCAGACAUCAUUAUCCCCUAUCAACGAAAAAAAUGCUGUCAGCAAACUGCAUUUCUGGUUUCCAGGUGUUAAACCAUCUCUUGCUUCUUCUCCUUGUUGUUAUUAAUGACUUUAUUUAUGUGAAGUUAGUUAGCUGAGGUACCAAAAAAGAGAGAGAGAUUAAAAACAGUAUUAAAGAAUGUGCAUAAGGCACUUAUUUUUGUACUUUGAGUACAGUAUUUUAUAGAACUGUGAUCUAUCUAAAUAUACCGAGUAAAAUUACAACAUCCGUUCAUUGGGAAAAUGAUCAUGAGUUUGGAAGAGAUAAAUAUAAUGGUACCACAGGAUCAUAAAUCACGUAAAAUGAGAAGUAAUGCAGUAUUGUGAUGACUAGUGUAAUUUCAAAAUGACAACAUGGUUUCAAUUUAAUUUUCAAGUAACAUUAUAAAGUUUUAAAAAGUA